AUGCGUGAUUUUGUGUCUAGUUGGUGGUCAAAGUUGAAUGAUUAUAAUGAUCCUACUUUUGAGAGAUUAGCUAGAGAAAGGCUAAAUAUCGUUGCUCUAAAUGUUCAAAAAAUCCUACUAAACCAAGAAAGAAAUGAUAUCGUCAUGUCUACAGUAUAUGGUGUAGCAAACACUUUGAUUAUACAUAUGAGAGAAUGCAGAGCACUUGAAGAAUCAGAGUUAUCAAUGAAAGAUUUUGUAAAUAGCAACCCUCAAUCGCCUUUUGCGCAAUUGCUUUCAAGGGAAGAACAACACAAUCAAUUAUGCGGAUUGAGUCAAGUUUUCUUAAAGCGUACAUUACCUGCUGCUGAUAGGGAUUCACUCUUAUUGUCAAGCUUGUUAAAAGAGAUUCUUGCUAAUUUUGUCCUUGAAAACAUCGUAAGCAGCAUCAGUAAUCCUGACUUUCUCAAUCGUCAAAUUGUGGACCUCUUGUCAAACAAGGAUACUAAAAACUCAAUUCAAUCCACUGUGUCUUCUAUCGUCUUAAGCAACUCAACAGCGGAGAUUACAAGCGAUGAGGACUUGCUUGGUUAUAGCGUAGUUCAAAAGCCAAUCAUAAAUGACGAUCUUAAUGCAACCAGUAAGAGUGACGGAUUUGAUAUGCAACAGGUAACUCCACCGAGUUCACCUGAAGCGAACAACCCAUUGAAGCCGACACCUAUUAAUACUAGCCCACCCAAGACAGAAACAACCAUGCUGGCAUCUCUUCAAUCUCCUCCUCCUCCUCCAUCCCUACAUGGCCCACCCACAAUGGUUUUCCCCCGUGGUUCUGUCAACUUCACUAUCAUGAACAUAUCUUCACUGCAACAAAACGAUCAAACACCUGAUAAAAAGGAGCUUGUUUAUAUUAUUCAGAUUGAACGGCCAGCCAUGGAAGAUCAGGCGGGAUCUGAAGGCGGAGGUUAUGUGAUCACAAGAACUUAUGCAGACUUUGAGAGCUUUCAUACCAUUCUAUUUGCCAAACAUCCUAAGCGAAUUACUCGAAUUCAACUGAAAUUACCAUUAGAAGCAGCAGCUAAAUCUUGGUUGAAAAAGCCCUCCACACAGCAAAAAAGAAAGGUAUCUUUGGAAGCAGUUGGACAAGGUCUUCAAAAGUAUCUCGACACGGUAGUUCAAGACGAUGAGUUGGGAACAGAGCAGCUUAUCCUGCCUUUCUUAAGAAAAGAGACCAGGUCUGAAAUUGCAGAAGAUGGAGCUGUCAUGUCAUUCUCAGAAGAGUUUCAAAACGAAGUAGCCAGCUCAAUUGCUUUGAUUGAAGCUUCUACUGUGGCUCAGCCAAGUAGAUCAAGAUCUUUAUUUUCUCGGAGCAACAGUACAGCUGCACUAAAUGUACCCUCUACAACAAACAAGACAGAUCAUGCUUCCCCUGAAGAAAGGCAAAGUAUGGAUCAAGACGCCCCCGGUAAAUGGUUUGCACCAAGAACAAAACCCAGACAAGGUUCUUUCUCAAGCACACAUAGUAACUUGUCAAAAGACAGCGCCGUUACAGUGACCAAAGAAGAUCAUGAUGAGCCUAAUGAAAGACUUUCAAACUCAACAUCAUCUCUUGGUUCGCAACAAGAAGCGGAAGAAACAACCAAGCCAACCAAUAAGGCCCUAUCGUCCAUGGAUGUCGAACUCUUAAUUGAGACCACCUAUGCACUUGUUGUAGAAAUCUUCAAUCUCACUACUUCUAAUAACAAGGCAUGGAUGCGAAGAUCUAUUCUAAACUUGUUACGAGAAAUCGUGCGUCGAUCAUAUACCGAGUUCAUUUCUGAACAAUACAGUGAUUUUGUAAAUCAAUACAUGUCUCCCAAUGCUAUUGUAAGCAGAUUAAAUCAAUUGGGAGAGCAGCUUUGGCCUGAAGGUAAAUGGAUGUUGGAUCAAAAAGAACAAACAAAGCGAACACAAGAAGACAAGGAAAAGAGCAAAUAUCAGGCUCGAACGCUAAUGAUGCGUGAAUUGAUUCCAAAUGCUGUCAGACAGUUAAUUGGUGAACAGAAUUGCAACACUGCCAUGGAUAGAAUGUGGGCACGAAUUCAAGACCCUGAUUUAAAUAGAGUUCUUAUUCUACAAGUUUUGGAAAGAAUUAUAAAACCAAUUUUGGGCUAA
Gilbertella persicaria is the source of this 2130-nucleotide messenger RNA. Its product is annotated as PXA domain-containing protein. Lineage: Eukaryota; Fungi; Mucoromycota; Mucoromycetes; Mucorales; Choanephoraceae. The transcript is spliced from 2 exons. The coding region runs from base 1 to 2130 and encodes 709 amino acids. The record is from RefSeq and is a predicted model, not a curated record. Gene Ontology annotation, molecular function: phosphatidylinositol binding. Gene Ontology annotation, cellular component: intracellular membrane-bounded organelle.